GACUCUCCGCUCAAGCGCACCAGUGUGGUGUUCGCCACCGCCCUGGCGCUGCUGUUUGCGCUGUACCGCUUCGAGUUCCGCGGCGGCGGCGCACUGGCGGCGCUGGUGCUGGGGCUGGCGGUCAACGUGCUGUGGGAGAACGGCACGCUGUUUUUCUGGGGCCUGGGCCGCCGCAGCGGACUCACGCGGGGGCCGCAGCCCGGCUAUGCCGCCGAGGUGGAGGCGCGUGUGGGCCUGUUCUGGCGCGCGGUGGCACAGCCGCUGCUGUUCGGCAUCAUCGGCACGCUGGUGAACCUGCGGGGGCUCAGCCCGGGCGUCAUACCGCGCAGCCUGGCCAUCAUCGUGAUAGGCCUGGUGGUGCGCAUGCCCAUGACCUUCCUGGCCAUGACCGGCGCGCGCCUCAGCCUGCGUGAGCGCCUGUUCGUGGCGGUGGCGUGGACACCCAAGGCCACCGUGCAGGCGGCCCUGGGCGCCCAGCCGCUGGACAUGAUCCGCGCCGCCUACCGCAACACCCCCGGCGGCGCGCCGCCCGAGCUGCUGGCUGCUGGCGAGCAGGUCCUGACCACCGCCGUGUUCGCCAUCCUGCUGUGCGCCAACGCCGGCGUGUCCGCCAUACACCUGCUGGCGCCGCGCUGGCUGAACAAGACACAGAUGUCCGCGGAUGGCCAAAUGGUCGCAGCCGACGGAGAGCAGCAACAGGAGCAGGAAGACAGCACUGAGAGCCGUCAGCAGUACACCCGACACGAUGGCGCCGGCGGAAGCGGCGGCGGCCGAGGUCGCGCCGUCGCCACCGCCAUCACCGCCGCCGCCGCCGCCGCUGACGACGACGGCCGCGCAAGUGGCGGCGCCAUGACCUGCUCCCCUACCUCCAUCCGCCGCCGGCUGGGCGCCGGCGGCACACCUGCCGCCAGCAACUCCACCAAAGCCCUGCUCAGCGGCGGCAGUGGCGGCGGCAGUGGCUCGCCGCCUUCCUCCGCGGCCGCUACUGCCGGCGCGGGCGGCGGCAUGCUGCUACAGCCGGCGACGGCGAUGCGGCCGCUGCGUGUGGGCCCGGUCGGCUACAACUGGGCGGAGGACAGCUACAGCCCCACCCCACGCAGCAUAUGCCGCGCGGCGGAGCGGAGCGCGCUGGACGCCGCACUGGCAGCCGCGCUGACGGCGGCGGGACUGGACCGCGCCGGCGGCGCCGCCGCCACAGCCGCCGCUGGUAGCGGCGGCGGCAUCUGGUGCCGCUGCGGCGGCGAUGCGAUGCUACAGCCGUCCUACGCCAAUGGCGGCGGUGGCAAAGACCUGGCGGCGGCAGCGCGCGCCGCGCAGCAGCAGAUCGGCGGCGGCGGCGGCGGCGGCAGCUGUGGCAAGCCGCCGCUGCCGCCGCGCCCGCCCGGCGGCGAGUCCGCCGGGUCCGGCUACGGCACCCCGGUGACCCGCAGUGGUGUGCUGCGCCGCUGCCGCCGCUGCCAGGGCAUCAUACCCGCCGCCGCCGCCGCCACCGGCCCGCUGCUCAUCACCGCUGCGUCGCCGCCGACGCUGCCGCGGCCGGCGCGCGCGCUCCGCCGCGGUGCCUCGCCCUUCGACGUGGCGGCUGGCGGCGCCGCCAGUGACGUCGAGGAUGGCGGCGGCGGCGGCGGCGGCGAGGAUCAGGACUCAGCGGCGUCACUGACCGCCGCUGCCGCCGCAAUGGAGGCGACACCGACGCGCCGCCACAGCGCGCCGCCGCCGGACGUUGCGCCGUACGACGGCGGCGGUGAGGGCCUGGCGGCGGUGGCGGCGGCGCAGACCGCGGCGGCGGCGGCGCACCGCGCCGUCACCAUGCUGAUGAUGCCGUCGGGGGAUGCGCCGCUGGCAGCGCCGCCGGCAGCCGCCGCACCGGCCAGUGGUGGCGCUACUGACCCGCUGGCUGCCAGCAGCGCUAACGGCUCCGAUCCGGAGGCUGGCGGCGCCGCCACCGCUGGCCUCACGGCGCGCCGCCGCCGCAUGCGCCGCAGGCAGCUGGCGCAGCAGCUGGCGGAGGUGGCGGCAGCGGCGACGGCCGUCGAGGCGCUGGCGGCGCAGGUGGCGGCGUCGUCGGCGGCGGCACGGGGCCCUGACGCCGCCGCUGCCGGAGACGCCAGACACUGCAUGCCAGCGCUUGAGCCUGCCAGCCCCGCUGCCGCCAUGAUAACGCCGGCCUCGGAUGCCGCCGCCGCCGCCGCCGCCGGCGAUGUUGCAGCGGCGGCGCUGUUGCAGCAGCGGGCCGAGCAGCUCCGCCGCGCCGCCGCCGGGCUGCUGCUGGGCGCCGCCGCCGAUGCCGCAGAUGAGGACGAGGCCGCUGCCGGCGGCGCUGGCCGGCGCCGUCGGUCGCGUGGUGGUGGCGGCGCCAGGCCGCGCGCCUUAGCAGCGGCGGGGGGCGGCGGCGGCGGCGGCGGCGCGGGCAACGGUGGCGAGGAGUUCGGGGCGGGGCAUUGGUCGGCGACCUCCACCUCCGCCUCCAGUGACAACGAAGACGACGACGGCGCUGCUGGCGGCGGCGGGGAGCUGAGCCUGGGUGACACACCGACCGAGACCCCUCGGGCUUUCUUCCGCAAGAGCCUGUCAGGCAUCGGCGAAGCCGGUGCUGGAGCUGGGGCUGGAGGCACACGCAGCGGCGGCAGUAGCAGCGGCGGCAGCGGUGGCGGUACAGCCCAUGCCGCUUCUGCCGGCGGCGCAGCACCCGCUGCCGCCACCGCCGCCAGCCGCGCCCCUGCUCCGGCGACGGCGGCUCCCAACGGGGAUGUGGAGAUGUCGCCGCCGCCGCCGCCACGUGCUGCUGCGGGCGCAGCCCGGCCUGCCGCCGCCGCCGCCGCCGCUGCUAGCGCCCUGCGCGGCGAGGGCGGGCCGUGCUCACCGGAGCGCGCCACCACAGUCACCAUCCUGCCGCGCACGCCCCCGCCGCCGCCGCCGCCGUCCGCGGUGCAGCUGCCGCGUCAGCAGCAGUAGCGGCGGCUGGGCUCCGUCGUGGUGAUGGCGGCUGCCGAGUGCAUGUCGUCACGGCCGUGGGCAGGUGGCAGGGCACUCGGGUAGGCGCACUCAGUAGGCUACCCGUGAGCUUCAGCUCGUGUGUGCAUGUGCAGGCACCUUCGUUUCUGAGAGUGAGAGGAAGGUUGAUGGAGAGGAAUGGGAACGGUGUGGAACUGGCCGCUGUAACAGGGCGCAGGAGUGCCGUGCCAUGAUGUGCAGUAGGUACUGAAGCCGUGCGGGCGCGCGAGUGCGCGACUGGCAGCGCCGCGCCGAUCCAAGUUUCCGUAGACCUCUCAGGGUCUCAGCGGUGGAGGACACGCAGGUCGGUGCAUGGCCUUGGGCUGGGAGGAUAGGCGGUGGCCGCGGGGCCAAGGCUGUGUCGGGUGCCUUCUUCAUGUCCUGGAUGCGAUGACUUAAGGUCUAGGCCAAGGGUUAGCGGGCAUGGUGCGCGCCGGGCGGUGCGGGCCCGGGGGCGCGCAGGUGGUCCGUCUGGAGAAAGAAGGAGGAUGAAAAAGGGACACCUUCAACUGCCGC
Molecule: messenger RNA, 3510 nt
Organism: Chlamydomonas reinhardtii
Lineage: Eukaryota; Viridiplantae; Chlorophyta; Chlorophyceae; Chlamydomonadales; Chlamydomonadaceae
Exons: 6
Source: RefSeq, a predicted model, not a curated record